CACAGAGCCACAUCAGGUUAUGGUUCUAAAGCAUUUUCUACAUGUUAAACUGUUAUUACUUAAAUGCUACAACAGCUUAGAUUCAUCCCAGUGUUAUCUUAUUGACUUUUUUUUCACCUGCACAACUCUUGAUGAGCAUAUUAAUGUAGCAUAACUCACUGCAUCACUGAUGUACAGUAUCCUGAAAGUAUGCUUUUUAUUUACAACUAAAAUUAUAGUUACAGUUACCACUGAUAAUUUUGGAUAUUUUCAGGAGACUUGUUGUAGCUGCCUCCUGGUUGGCCUGAUCAGAGAAGAGCAGAUAUGAACCCUGUGUGAUGAUUUCUUUUAUUCCAUAAGUUUGGUACUUUUUAAUUCCCCAACAAUAAGAGCAUCAACAGAAUAAGCACCACAUGGUUUGUGCUGAAGUCAAGUCCGAGGGACAUUUAAUACCAACUGAAUAUAGGAUUUUAAAAUUCUGAACACUGUGUACUUUCUGGGAGCCAACCCAUUUAAAACUUUAUAAAUUGUUAAAAGAAUCUUAAAAUCCAUCUGAUAUAAAACAUGUAGCAAGGUUAAACAGCAAUUGCCCUUAUAUGUUUAGGUAUGGGGGUGGCUGUUGGGGGAAAAAAAAUAUUUAUAGCUGUAAUUUUAGAGUUGUGCCUCUCAGCAUAUUACAGCAACUCUGUUACUUUAGUUUUGAUUACCGGUAGUUCUGUUUGUAGACUUUUGCCCAUAAUUGGUUUAAUUGUUACUGUUUAGACAAUUAUCCCUUCUGUUUCUGAAUGAAGUGCAACUGGAGGAUUUUUACUUCUACUUUUGGACAUUUGUACAUAUAUUUUCAAAUCAGAAUAGCUGAUUAGCAUCUCAAAACCUCAAACAAUACCUCAACUGUGACCCCAAGUUAAGGUGAAAAGGAGGCUUUAUGGAUACAGAGCAGGACCAGAGGAAGUUCCAUCCAUCAUGAUGACCAAGGAUCAUAAAGCAGACUCCAACGUCUGCCGACUUUCUAAACGUACACCAGAAAGAAAUGUAAAGAGGAUUGGUUUAACCGAUUUAACCAGGUAAGAUGACUGAGGAGUGGUCCACAUUAACAAAAGCUUAAAGAACCACAACCAGUCAGUUAUCAGAAAUAUUAAAAUUCCAACUCUAAUUCCACUCCUUCAUUAGGCCAAUGGUCCGUAAAACCCAAAUAAGUUAGGCGGCAGAUCUCUGACUUGCAGGCUUUUAUAUUUUUCAUGUGUCCUAGUACAUAUGUAUCCUUGUGUUUUUGGUAUGUGUGUAGUGUUGCUGUGAGCCCGAUUCGGUCCAGCAGCUCUGUGAAUGUAAUGUGGGGGUUCAGCAACCUCUGCGGUCCGAACCGAGCCGGGCUGCUGGAGGUGGAGUCCAAGCUUUACCCAAACUUUAGGACGGGGCGGUACAGGGAGGAGCAGCACAGAGACUUCCUAAAAACAGGUUCCUGUCGUCUGCUCACGCAUGUUAUUCUUCCUGAAGUUCUAAAACUCCAGCAAGAGCCGAACUCGUCCAGACCUGGACCCGUAAUUUUCGCUCUGGCCGCUGAUGAACGUCUGCUUUACCAGUUCUAAACUUGCUGGAUGGAGACAGACCGUCUGCUGACCGGGGCUGAGGACCAACACAGCGAAGACUAUGGCUCCGGUCCGGCCAGAAGUGGCGGAGAUUCGCGGGGCAGCAGGCGGAUGUCUUACUCUACUACUGGGGACUACUGCCGUUUGGACGGAGAUGAUGAGGACCUGUACAUCCAGCAGGCAGUUGUUUUUAUUGAAGAUGCCAUCCAUUACCGCUCCAUCAACCACCGAGUGGAUGGCAGGUCGCUUCGUCUCUAUCGAUGGUACUAUUCAAGAAUAUGUCAGUGGAUUUUGGGCACCAUCAUUGCAGUUGUGCUGUUACUGGCGUUUGUAGAACGUCCUUCCUCCCUGUCCAUAUCUUCAGAUCCCCGCCACCAAUCCAGCCGAUGGGAACCUCCCUGUGGUGCCCCAGAGAGUGUCGAGAUGCUCUGUCUCUUAAUCUUCUGCUUGGAUCUUGCUGUCAAAAGCUACCUGAUUGGCUGGGAGGAAUUCAGGAAGAGCAAAUGGCUAAUCAGCUACACUGUAGUCAUUUGUGUUUCUGUCAUUGACUGGGUGCUCUCUGUCAGCAUGGAGUGUGAUGAGAAAUUGAGAGUACGGCGGCUUGUUCGGCCAUUCUUCCUUCUACAGAACUCCUCUCUGAUGAAAAAGACACUGAAAUGCAUCAAGAGAACCCUACCUGAGAUUGCUAGUGUGAUCCUGCUGCUUGCUCUGCAUCUCUGCCUCUUCACCAUGAUCGGCAUGCUGCUGUUCGCUAAAAAUGCAGAUCAAAAGAAGAAUGGAGAGUGGGAGUUACAUUUCAAGAACCUGACCACCUCCCUAACUUCUCUGCUGGUGCUGCUCACCACAGCAAACAAUCCUGAUGUCAUGAUCCCUGCCUAUUCCCUCAACCGAUGCUACGCCAUUUUCUUUAUCACCUUCAGUAUCAUUGGAACAUAUUGUCUGAUGAACUUGCUGACCGCCAUCAUCUAUAACCAGUUCAGGGGAUAUUUACUGAUGUCGGUCCAGACAUCCAUCAUUAGGAGACGGCUGGGGAUCCGAGCUGCUUUCCAUGUCCUUAGCUGUCACAGAGCACAGACAGAAGAACAAGAACUUGUGAGAGUCAAUGCUGUGCUUCAGGUGAUGUCCAGAGUCAAGAUGAAGCACUUCUACAAAUCAGCCAUCACAGCGGCAUCGCAGCAGUUUGCAGAUCAAGGCUACAUGGAUCAACAGCAGUUCAGGAGGAUAUUUGAUGAAUUGGACAAAGAUUCUAUCAAGGAGCAUCCUCCUUUACCUCAGUAUACAUCUGCAACGCUGCAAAAACUUCAGGUGGUCUUCAGUCACUACUACCUCACUGUCCUCGGAAACCUGGUGGCACUGGCCAAUGUCUUAUGCAUAUGUACGAUCCUGGUUCUGAACUCUGAAAAGUCAACUGAAGAGAGAGACAACAAUGUCUUAGAGGUUAUCAACCUCUGCUUCAUCCUCUUCUACCUUUCUGAAAUGAGCGUCAAGAUAUUUGCCUUUGGAUGGAGGGGAUACCUGUCCUACAGGAGCAACAUUUUUGAUGGCUUCCUCACCAUUCUGUUACUGAUCCUACAGAUUGCUAUUUUCAUCACCUACAGGCUCCCUUAUUCCCAGGAGCCUUCAUCUCGUGGUGUGAUGUCUUUGUGGGAGAUGGUUCGCCUGGUUAACAUCCUGAUUGUCUUCCGGUUCCUGCGCAUCAUCCCAGAUAUCAAGCUCAUGGCUCUGGUUGCUAGCACUCUGCUGGAUCUGGUGAAAAAUCUCCGAGCAUUUGCUGGGAUUCUAGUGGUAGUGUACUACGUGUUUGCUGUAUUUGGGAUCUGGCUGUUUGAGGGUGCCAUUAAACCUCCUCCACAGAUGAGUGUGUUCUCCAUGGACAACACCACAUCUAACUUCAGCAAUGCGUGUGGUACUUACGAACAGCUGGGAUACUGGCCCAACAACUUUGAUGAUUUCGCUGCAGCCAUUAUUCUGCUCUAUGAUGUCAUGAUCGUCAACAACUGGCAGGCCUUCAUGGAAGCAUACAGCAGAUAUACAUCAGAGUGGUCCAAGGUGUACUUUGUGUGCUGGUGGCUCACCUCCUCUGUGAUGUGGGUCAACUUGUUUGUAGCUCUCAUUCUGGAGAACUUCAUCUACAAGUGGGACCGUAGUCACAGCUGCUCUGUUACAGAUGUGGAGAAAAUCCGAUAUGAAACUUCAGUCCAGUUCAUGUUCAAAGAACAGAUCCAAGAACCAACUGAAGAGGAAUUAGCUUGCCAGUUACACCAGCACCCUCACCUCCACCUGGAAUGGAGACAUGAACAUCAGAACAUAAGGCCCUCUCGGCUUCUCUGAGGUCUUGAAGCUGCUGGUGGAGUAGGAAGGUGUUCAAGUAAAUCAAAAGUAGACUUUCCCUUCAGAGGGACUAAGCACAAUGAUUCAUCUGGAGGUUUCCUUUGAAACUCAGAACAUUAAGUGGAUUAAUUCAAGAAUUGCCAUAAAGAACUUUUGAAUGUGGAGGCUUUUUUGCUGUACCAAAUCUGUCAUUUACAGAAAAGUAAGCCAUAUUUUCUCUUUUUUUUUAUUAAACUGGGGCCAUUUGACAACAAUAUGAACCAGGAGAGAGAGCAGAGGAGGAUAUCGGGAUGUGGUGGGGGUUCAAAGCAGCCAUAGCCUCUUGGACUAUUAAGACUGAGAAGCAGCAGUAAUUCCUCUGCCAGGCAAGAAAACAGGAAGGCCUAUUUCCUUAGAGCUCUGACUCUAUCCAAACAGCAUUAAAUACAAAAUCAGUUCUCUGAUUUAUAGUUCAUUCACCAACAUUCUUGGUGCUGAUUGACCCCACUGUGGUCACCAUGACAUAAAUUACUCUGCAAAGUUCAAAAUAUUCUACUUCUACUAAGCACAACAUGCCUGAAUUAAAGUAGCUAUGCAAGCCAUUUUUAACUCAACCUAUGGCCUUUCUGUCGGGUCAGAUUCUAAUACCAUUGUCAGUGUUCGAGCCAUCUACUAUCAGAUAAGCCCAAUUCAAUCAAAUACACCCUGCAGGGUCACAACUUGGCUAAAUCAAGGGCUCCCUCUAAUGUGUUGCAGACACAAACAUGUUAGCAUUGAUCCAUUUACAGAAACAUGUCAUCCGAAUUUUGUUUUAUGGGCUUAAACUCCACUGUGGCAUCAGUACUUAAUACUUAAACAAAUCUGAUCAGAGAUUCUUUUUAGCGGCGGUUGUGUCUUUAGGUUACCCUACAGUCCCAGACUACAUAGCUCUGCAUUUAGGAAAAAACGUACCGAGACUCCUUAAAUGGUUUUAUUUUACCUUGGAUGUAUUUUAGGUAUCGCUGUAAAUAUAUGAAAAGGAAUUAAAUCAGAUUGUUCAGUUUAGUUUGUAAGUACUGCCAAAAACUUUGUCUGAUGUAUUGAAGUUUUUCUAUUUAUUAAAAUAAUGAGAAUAGAUUACAUUAGCUUGUGUAAGAAGCUGCUGGAUUGUUGAUGUGAUUGGUCUGAUUGCUCGUUCUAGGAGCUUGGCUGCAGUCAGCAUGCUCUACAUGUGAAAUGAAGGAAGUUUCCAGGAUUUUGGGAAUUAUAUCAACAGGACAAUCCAGGAAACACCUUGAUUUGCAGAAUGAAUAUGUUGGCUUGUGGCUGGACAAUAAGCUGGACAGGACAAGCAACACAAAGCAGCUCGCCCAGACCAGGAUGUAUGGUACUACUGAGAUCCUUUAACAUCUAUGAAAAGCUGCUGGGGUUAUUUGACCAGUUUGCUGUUCCCAGCAUUUAGUGAUACGCUGUGGUAUGCUGGGGUAGAAGCAUGUCAAAGGCAGACCUUUCCAGGCUGGAGAAACAAAACAAGUAGGCUGGCUCAGUGGUCGGUACGAGACUGGACUCUCUGGCAACAGUAGCAGAGAGGAUAGCAUUUCAGAAACUCCAAUCUAUUAUGGACAAUGCCAGCCACCUUCUUCAUUCUGUCUUUAGCGGCCAGGAAAGCAGGUUCAGUGGGAGACUGCUUCUUCUAAAGUGCAGGACCAACAGACUGAGGAACUCCUUUGUCUCUUGUCCAAUGAAACGGUUCAACACUUCACUGGAGAUUAGAAGGAAGGCUAACAGGAACACAAUAAAAACAGUGGGACUAUAGCAUAGGGCUGUUUAUGUAUUUUUUAAAAAACAGCAACAUUACUUUAAGUAUUUUAUGUAUGGGUGCUCUGUGAGAGAUGGGAAUUAUAAUUUCCCAAAGGGAAAAUCCUAAACAGAUUAAUAAAGUUUUUAUCCAUCUGUCUGUCUCAGUGUCUGCCCAUCAGGUCAUCCGUCAGUCUGUCUGCGACACUGCAACCUGUCAAACAGAGAUCUAACUUUCCGAAUACACAUUUAAUCAGGGCUAAAAUGGAAAUUCCAUAUUUUCAAUCUGUGUGUGACGAUGUUUUUUUUUUUUGUUUUUUUUUUCCAAAGUUUAUUUAUGCUUUAACAUGAGGUACAGUGUAAACACAAUGCAAUAGUUAUAGAGUUAACAGUGUACCUUUAAAUACAAACAUACUUGUGCUAGAACAAGCCCAAUUAUACCAACAUAUAUACACCUACACAAAAUACAUAAAAUGGAUCAAGUCAGAGAAAACAUACUGCGUUAGCGGACAGAAACAUAAACAUAAGAUAAACAAAUAAAAUACGAAGGACCACAGUACUAAAUAUAUGUAAAUCUCUUUCCCUCAACCCAUACAAACAUACACUCAAAAAAAGAGAACGAAAGAAAGAAGAAAAAAUAGUAAUUUUUUAAAAAAUAAAUAAAAAUAAAAAGGUCAGGUGCCAGUGGACACUUCCGUUGAUGUAUCAGUCAAACUUAACUCAAGAAAGAAGAUGAAAGAAAAAGAGAUAUUGAUAAGAAUAAUAAAUACUAGCUACAAACGUACCACCUUAUCAGUCUGAAAUAUUAGGAAAAUUAAUCUUUCUAAGGGUUCUUAACAAGGGGCUCCACAAACCCAAAAAUCUCGUAGAAGAGCCUCUUAAGGUAAAACGGAUUUUCUCAAGUUUAAUAAAAUACAGUGCAUCUCGAAGCCAGUGGGUAUAUGAUGGAGGUUGAGGCGACUUCCAUUUUAUUAUAAUCACUCUCCGUGCCAAAAAAGUCAAGAAAGCCAAGGAGGAUUUCUGAAAGGAGGACAGGGUGGACUGUGGAGGUGCAACUCCAAACAAAGCAGUCAAGGGGUCAAGCUCCAAUUUCUUGUCAAAAAUGUCCGACAAAAUAGCAAAAACUUUGGACCAGUAGUUAGAAAGCUGAGGGCAAAGCCAGAUAGUGUGGAUCAAAUUGGCUGGAGAAUGUUGGCAUCUAUCGCAGGCAGGAGAAACGUUGGAGUAAAACUUAACCAGACGUGCCUUAGUAUAAUAAGUGCGAUACACAAGUUUGCAUUGAAUUGGAUUAUGUCUGGCAAAAAUAGAGGACUUAUGCACCAAUCACAGGAUUAGUGUCCAAAGAUCCUCUGAAAUGGUAUGUCCAAGGUCUUCCUCCCAAAGUGAUCUAUGGGAAUUAAGGGUUUGUGGGUGUAGAAGCGUGAUUUGAUUGUAAAUUAAAAGAUAUGGCUCCUUUCAGUUUGACAGUAGGUUUUAGAAAAAUGUCUAAAGGUGACUCUUCUUCUUCUUCUUUGUGGUUUUUAUUGGCAGGUGACAUCUAACGUUAAGAUGUAUUAUCGCCAUCUACUGUGCUGGAGUGUGGACCAGAGCAUCUCCCCCCAAUCUAAAUUCUUACAUAUAAUCCUGUUACCUUCAAAAAUGCAAUAACUGCUUUAUUUAUUUUAUGUUUCUAAAGGUGACUCUUUGGGAAGGUUGGGAAAAUUUGAAUAAGUAGAGCAGACGAAGCUGCGCACUUGCAAGUAUCUAAAAAAAUGAUGCCGCAGAAUAUCAAACUUUUCAGAGAUUUGCUGGAAUGAGGCGAAAGUAUUAUCAAUAUACAUAUCGUGAAAAGUUGAAAUUCCUGUUCUCCGCCAUGACAGGAAGGUGUGUGACGAUGUUUAAUGCAUGUGUUUGUGUGAGUGUUAUUAUUUCUGGAGAAACUAUGUUGUCCCACUUGGGGCAUUCAGGGAGGGAAUUUGUUUGAAGCAUGGUUCAUUGGUCCUGCUGAGGUCUGGGCCCCAUACAGAACUGACCCUUUCAUAUCACGGAUAAACUUUAUCUGAAAAUCUGAUAUCUGCAAGAACCAUUUUACUCAACUUGUAUAUAAAACAAAUAGAGUUCAUUCCUUAUGGAAUUCUUUUGAUAUUUACAAAACAAAUAUUUUUAUUGGACGCAUAAAAAAAAUAUUUUUUGCUAAGUGUGACUAAAACAAAACAACAAAAAAGCGUGUUUAAUAAAACUUUUAACUUUUUUGUGUUUUCUCAAUUAUUUUUCCUAAAGGGCUUAAAAUUGCCAUUACUUCUAUUAGUUCUACUCAUAGUUGAUUAUAAAUUGCUAACUGGCAACAGUUAUUUGAAUUUAUUUGAGGGGAACAGGAAUCAGUUAUUGAUUUAAAAAUUGUCUCAAAUGUUUUAGCUGGUAUUUCUGAGUGGUUCAUUCAUAAAAACUCAACAAUGGAUAGUAAUCAUUAUCACAUUACAAUAAGAGUAGGAUUAAUUUUAAAUAAGAACAUAAAGCUCAAUAAAAAAAAUAAUUUUAUUAAGGCAGAUUGGAUUAAAUUUAGUCAAAAUUUAUUUGAGUCAAAGAAACUUAGAAAAAGUAGGUAUGAGAAUGGAUAUAAAUUAUGUCAAUUUAAAAAUUUGUAAGAUAAUAAUGGAAGCAUCAGAUCAUACUAUAAAGAAAAGACAUUGUAAAAAUUAUAGGAAAAUGGUACCAUGGUGGACAAAUUAAUGUAAAGAAUCAAUAAAGUUAAGAAAUAAAGCAUUUAAGGUACUAGAAAGUAAUCUAAUUUAUAAGAAUUUAACUGAUUAUAAAAGAAAUGUCAGGAUCUGCUCCUCUGUGCUUAUUUGGAGUUUCUGUGUUCUCCUGUCUCCCCUUGAUUGUUCCCAGGUGUUUCUUGUCAUCUUGAUUACCCUCUGUGUAUUUAACCCCACCUGUGCUCUGUGUUCCUUGUGGGGCCUGUCCAGUCACUGGUUGUCACGUUUGAGAGCUUUUGCAUCAGCUCUAUGUGCUGUCUGUACUUUGUGCUUUUUGAAUUCUCUGGAUUACUUGUUAUCAUUAAAUUCAUCACCAUUCAUCUUA
Molecule: messenger RNA, 8711 nt
Organism: Gambusia affinis (western mosquitofish)
Lineage: Eukaryota; Metazoa; Chordata; Actinopteri; Cyprinodontiformes; Poeciliidae
Gene: tpcn2
Product: two pore segment channel 2
Exons: 25
Coding region: 1575-3896 (773 amino acids)
Biological process (GO): transmembrane transport; monoatomic ion transport
Cellular component (GO): lysosomal membrane
Molecular function (GO): monoatomic ion channel activity; voltage-gated channel activity
Source: RefSeq, a predicted model, not a curated record